Homarus americanus (American lobster) is the source of this 3111-nucleotide messenger RNA. RefSeq names its product biorientation of chromosomes in cell division protein 1-like 1. NCBI's taxonomy places the organism in Eukaryota, Metazoa, Arthropoda, Malacostraca, Decapoda, Nephropidae. The record is from RefSeq and is a predicted model, not a curated record. The transcript is spliced from 9 exons. Bases 1 to 3111 code for a protein of 1036 amino acids.
AUGAAAAACAUCAAACUACGACAAAACACCCAAACUACGACAAAAACACCCAAACUACCGACCAAACACCCAAACUACGACAAAAACCCCCAAACCGACAAAAACACCAGAAACUACAUUAAGAAACGCAAACUACGACAGAAACCACGCAAACUACGACAAGAAACACCCAAACUACGACAAAAAGAAACGCAAACUACGACAAAAACACCAAACUACGACAAGAAACACCCAAACUACGACAAGAAACACCCAAACUACGACAAAAACACCCAAACUACGACAAGAAAACACAAACACGCAAACUACGACAAAAACUUAAACUACGACAAGAAACACCCAAACUACGACAAGAAACACCCAAACUACGACAAGAAACACCCAAACUUCGACAAGAAACGCAAACUACGACAAGAAACAUCAAACUACGACAAGAAACGCAAACUACGACAAAAACGCAAACUACGACAGAAACACCCAAACUACGACAAAGAAACCCCCAAACUACGACAGAAACAUCAAACUACGACAAAAACACCCAAACUACGACAAGAAACACGCAAACGCUACGACAAGAAACGCAAACCGACAAGAAACAUCAAACUACGACAAAAACACCCAAACUACGACAAAAACACACGAAAACACCCAAACUACAAACAUAACUACGACAAAGAAACACGCAAAACUACGACAAAAACACCCAAACUACGACAAGAAACACCCAAACUACGACCAAGAAACGCAAACUACGACAAGAAACACCCAAACUACGACAAGAAACGCAGAAACUACGACAAAAACACCCAAACUACGACAAAAACACGCAAACUACGACCAAAAACACCCAAACUACGACAAGAAACACCCAAACUACGACAAGAAACACCCAAACUAGAGCAAAAACACCCAAACUACGACAAAACAUCAAACUACGACCAAGAAACACCCAAACUACACGACAAGAAACACGCAAACUACGACAAGAAACACCCAAACUACGACAAAACGCAAACUACGACCAAACACCAAACUACGACAAAGAAACACCCAAACUGCGACAAGAAACACGCAAACUACGACAAAACACCCAAACUACGACAAGAAACAAACUACGACAAGAAACACUUAAACUACGACAAGAAACCCCAAACUACGACAGAAACACCAAACUACGACAAGAAACCCCAAACUACGACAAGAAACACCAAACUUCGACAAAAACGCAAACUACGACAAGAAACUAAACUACGACAAAAGAAACGCAAACUACGACAAGAAAACACCCAAACUACGACAAAACACCCAAACUACGACAAGAAACCCCAAACUACGACAAGAAAACACGCAAACUACGACAAAACACUUAAACUACGACAAGAAACGCAAACUACGACAAGAAACCCCAAACUACGACAAGAAACACCAAACUACGACAAAAACACCCAAACUACGACAAAACACCAAACUACGACAAGAAACGCAAACUACGACAAAACCCCAAACUACGACAAGAAACAUAAACUACGACAAAAACACCCAAACUACGACAAAAGAAACCCCCAAACUACGACAAAAACCGCAAACUACGACAAGAAACCCAAACUACGACAAAACACCCAAACUACGACAAAAACCCCAAACUACGACAAGAAACACGCAAACUACGACAAGAAACCCCAAACUACGACAAGAAACACCCAAACUACGACAAGAAACACCCAAACUACGACAAAAACACCAAAACUACGACAAAAACACGCAAACUACGACAAGAAACCCCAAACUACGACAAAAAACCCCAAACUACGACAAAAACACUUAAACUACGACAAAAACGCAAACUACGACAAAAACACCAAACUACGACAAAAACGCAAACUACGACAAGAAAACACCAAACUACGACAAAAACGCAAACUACGACAAAACACCCAAACUACGACAAAAAACACGCAAACUACGACAAAACACCCAAACUACGACAGAAACAUCAAACUACGACAAAAACACCAAACUACGACAAAACACCCAAACUACGACAAGAAACGCAAACUACGACAAGAAACACCCAAACUACGACCAAGAAACACCCAAACUACGACAAAACGCAAACUACGACAAACACCCAAACUACGACAAGAAACGCAAACUACGACAAUAAACCCCAAACUACGACAAAAACACCAAACUUCCGACAAAACACCCAAACUACGACAAGAAACGCAAACUACGACAAUAAACCCCAAACACGACAAAAACGAAACUACGACAAAAACACCAAACUGCGACAAGAGCACCCAAACUACGACAAGAAACACCCAAACUACGACAAGAAACACCCAAACUACGACAAAAAACACGCAAAACUACGACAAGAAAACACCCAAAUACGACAAGAAACCCACUCGAGGUGAUCUAGUGUCCCCCAAGAAACGACAACUUUACCAGACUGAGACGACUCUAGACCCGGCCAAGAGACUUCUGGCUAUGACCGAACUUGUGCCAUCAAGACUUCUGAACUUCGGAGUCUCAAAGAUUCGUUGCGCCGUCAGGAUUAGUGAGAAGAGCUUCUGUGUCUUCUCCAGCCAGUGUUUCAACCAUGCCCUUAUUGGUAAACACAUCCUGGGAUUACAGUUGACCUUAUGCACUGUCGUUCAGCGGGUAGAAAUUGCGAGAACCCGUAUCGACCCGUUCGUGACCCCCAGGGGCCCGUAUCCGGCCCGUUCAGUGACCCCCAGAGACCAUGUCGACCGUUCGUGUUGGCCCCCCAGGGCCCGUAUCGACCCGUUCAGUGACCCCCAUAGACCCGUAUCGACCCGUUCAAUGGCCCCCAGAGACCCGUAUAGACCCGUUCAGUGGCCCCCAAGAGACCCGUAUCGACCCGUUCAGGCGGCCCCAGAGACCCGUAUCGACCCGUUCAGUGACCCCAGAGACCCAUUAGACGUACGACCUUACGACCCCACGACCUCACGACCUCACGACCCCACUACCUCACGACCUCACGACCCCACUACCUCACGACCUCACGACCUCACGACCCCACGACCCCACGACCUCACGACCUCUCACAUGAUAAAUUUACGACCUUUCUACCUUUGCACAUUUUAA